Raphanus sativus (radish) is the source of this 878-nucleotide messenger RNA. RefSeq lists its product as uncharacterized. The record is from RefSeq and is a predicted model, not a curated record. Lineage: Eukaryota; Viridiplantae; Streptophyta; Magnoliopsida; Brassicales; Brassicaceae. The coding region runs from base 96 to 752 and encodes 218 amino acids. The transcript has a single exon.
GGAUCUCAAUCUCAAAGUCUUUUUCUCUCCAAAAGACCUAGUUUUUCGGGAUUAUUUAGGGUUUACUGUCCUUUGAAUCUUCUUCUUCUAUUGCCAUGGAAAUAGAAGAAACUAAUAUAAUUGAAGUUGAAACGAAGGUGAUGAAUCUAGAGCUAGACAUGGAGUCUAAGAACAUUCUCUCAAUCCGUGUACGCAAUCUGAUUAAAGAUUUUACCGAAGACGAAAGUGGAACGGUAACACAUAUAAGAGAACGUUACAUCCCCUUGGAGACACAUGGCAUCACGCCAAGUCAUAUCUGUGAUCUCCUUCGUGGCCAGCAAGUUAAUGAAUCUCAGCACAUAGGUGAAAAACUCGCAAACGAAAUCAAUCGUUCACUUACUAAUGACAAAACUCUUCGAGAGCCUGUCUUCGUGAGCGUCUAUGUUGAACUCGUCAAAGAGAGGCGUUUGUUGGUUCUGCAGAGAUUGGUGGAAGAACAUAGAGUGGAUUUUAAAGGAGAUAAAGAAACUCAGUGUUCAAUUUGCAUCGAGGAUUUGUCCGAGAAGAGUCAACAAAGCAUCAUUGAGAUUCCCAACUGUUUGCAUAUGUUUCAUCAAAACUGUCUUUCCGAGUGGCUUCGUCGGAAAAACUCGUGUCCGUUGUGCCGGAGAUCCGUACGACCUAGGAAUUGGAUCAAGAAACAGAAACUCGAAAACUUUACAGCUUCAGGGGUUCGGAUUCGAUUUAUUGACACUCAUCCUUAUACUAAUUAAUUCUUAUAAGAUGAAAUUGCUUAUAAGUAUCAUGAAUUAUUGGCUGACUUACUGAAGGUGUAAUUCAUUAUGUAAUCAGAUCACAAUUAGAUUUUUUUUUUUAAAUGAAAGGAUUGUGAUGAUUAA